Messenger RNA from Stegastes partitus (bicolor damselfish), 979 nucleotides. RefSeq names its product putative ferric-chelate reductase 1. NCBI's taxonomy places the organism in Eukaryota, Metazoa, Chordata, Actinopteri, Pomacentridae. Gene Ontology annotation, cellular component: membrane. The record is from RefSeq and is a predicted model, not a curated record. The coding region runs from base 203 to 979 and encodes 258 amino acids. The transcript has 5 exons.
UGUCCUGUAGUAUUGCUCUCACACACUGCAUACCUAGCAGCCGUGUGAGGAGAAUUCCUUUCUUUCAACACGUUCAUUAGAUUUCAUUUUUUGAAAGGGACUUGGAGAAAGGAGUGAUUUCUCUCAGGUCUCAGGCUGUAGUUGGUAUUUAAACGUACCGUCUCAGGAUAUAGGCAGCAGCACACAAACACUGUGUUUUGAGAUGAGGUUGUGGAUUUUAAUCGGCCUCGACAUCAUCACAAAGGUGCACGGCUUUUCAAAUGGUAACUUCCCACAGUCAUGUGAUUCACUAUCACCUCAGCAUCUGCAGCCUGAUGGGAGCCCUUUCCUCGCUAAGACCACUGCACCCCCCUUUAUGGUGGAACAUGAACAGAACAGCAGAUCUGGAGAUCCCAUUACAGUUGUCCUCAGUAGCACAUCCACAAGAUUUCGAGGAUUUAUGUUGGAGGCUCGAGACGCAGGCAGCGGCUCACGGGUUGGAAAAUUCCUCCUGCUUGAUUCUGACAAUACCCGACUCCUGACGUGCAGCGGUUUAGCAGACUCAGCUGUUAGCCAACGCAACAAUCGAGAGAAGGAUUUGGUCCGAGUGAACUGGACCGCACCAGAAAUAGAUCAAGAUGUCAUCUUCAGAGCCACGUUUGUUCAGUCUUUCACAGAUUUCUGGGAGAAUGUGACUUCGACUUUCCGUUUACCCACAACCACUGCAGUACCAACCACUGCAGUACCAACCACUGCAGUACCAACCACUCCAGUACCAACCACUGCAGUACCAACCACUCCAGUACCAACCACUCCAGUACCAACCACUGCAGUACCAACCACUGCAGUACCAACCACUCCAGUACCAACCACUCCAGUACCAACCACUGCAGUACCAACCGCUCCAGUACCAACCACUGCAGCACCAACCACUCCAGUACCAACCACUCCAGUACCAACCGCUCCAGUACCAACCGCUCCAGUANUUAGAAUAGAAUAG